AUGGCCGAAGAGCAAGUGCCCACCGGAGCUUUGCAUACAACAGCAGCUAUCGGAAAGUCUGGAUUCGAGAAAGAUAUGAUGAGACCAGGUAUCGACAAGGCAUAUAUCGUUCUCGGCCUUGAAGAACUUGGAAUUGUCGGAAGGAGACGAGCGGUGGAAGAGGGUGGUCAUUGCUGGUUCUGUAAUGCCAGGGGAGGUUGUGGGGAGUGUGGUGCACAGGAGAUAAAGCCUGAGGAAGAACAAUCAAAUCGCCCACAUCGAGAAGAGACACCGAGCAAGAAGAGGAAUCGCGAGCUACGACCAGAGAAAGACCGACCAAGCUAUAAGAGAGUCAAGGCAGAAAGAUCAGAAGGUCAACCAUCGACACCAAAUUCCAUGUAUUCGACCCCUAGAGCACCCAUGUCAAACCUUGGUUAUUCACCUUCUGCGCCCUCAACACGCGCCCUCGCGUAUCCAGACCCUACAAAUUCUUUGAAUUGGAAUCCUCACAAGUAUCCCGAUAGUCCCUAUGGGCUAGACUCCAAAUUCGGUGCAAGCUCCUCUCUCCGAGGAUGUCCACCACAGAACUAUCACUCACCUCUUCGCCAACAAGCUAACUUCAAUAUGCCUGCUCCAGGUCCUUUGCAUGCUGGCCCAACUUCUCAGAAUUGGUCUGCCUUAUCCUAUGAUGCAUUCUCAGGACAACAACUAGCUGGUAACAUGCCUUACAACGCAUUUACGGGACAAGCGCCAAGUGGUCAUAUGUCAUACAACACCGGUGCCGGACUAUCAAGGGAGCAGCCAAGUGGAACCAUGCAAGCAAUCAUAGAUCCCAGUCUACUACAUCCCAACACCAAGCCAGAAACAAUUCCUAUUCCUGGCCCAAACUCCUAUACACAAGAACCAAUCAAUGAUAACUUCCCAUUGCUGUCAGGCCGACUACGAGGAGAUUGA
Mollisia scopiformis is the source of this 933-nucleotide messenger RNA. RefSeq lists its product as uncharacterized. The record is from RefSeq and is a predicted model, not a curated record. The transcript is spliced from 3 exons. NCBI's taxonomy places the organism in Eukaryota, Fungi, Ascomycota, Leotiomycetes, Helotiales, Mollisiaceae. Bases 1 to 933 code for a protein of 310 amino acids.